GUUGAAAUUGCCAGAGGGUGGGUCAUGCUAGAUAUAUCUUACAUUAAUAUCAUUAUAACAUCAAGAAGGUUUUGUGCGAAGAGAUGGGAGUGGCAGUUUCCAAGGAACUUGCAGAAUGUGAUGCAGCUGAUAACAGAGAAGCACAAAGUGCUGGUGCUGCUGGUGCUGCAAAAAGAACCUUACUUGAGUUAUCUAGGCUUGUAGGACCAGAGAGUAAUGGCCUGUACCAAGUCCCGCUGGUCGGGCAACAAGCAUAUCAUCUAGAUACCAACCAUUGCUUUGUUGGUGCGCCCAGUUCUGCUCCAAAGAAGGUGAUAUUACUGAUGGGGAAAACAGGCGCCGGUAAGAGCACUAUUGCGAAUUGGCUAUUGAACUAUGUAUAUGGCGUUGAGUUCUGGGAUAGCUAUCGAUUCCAGCUCAUCAAACAGGCUACCCAGGUCACCAGCGAUACAAAUAAAGUCACCUCCUACACGAUCAACCAUCAACCUGGAAUGAGGAUCAACUACAGUCUCACCAUUGUGGACUCGCCGGGCUUUCAGUCUACAGGGGGAAUGGCAGCCGAUCAGCACAUCAGAGAGCAGCUCGAAGAAUAUUUCGGCGUGCCUCAGGUUGAUAGAGAAGUCGAUGACAUUCACAGUAUUCACGGUGUUUGUGUCCUUGUCACUGCGGCUACGCAAAAACUAACCGCGUCUGAAGAGUACGUUUUUAAAUGCAUCAAGGAGGUCUUUGGAGCCGAUAUAGGAGAAAAUAUUUCAAUUUUGUUCACAUUUUCUGAUCAGUGUGAGUCCUCAGCCAAAAAAGUCGUGGAGGAGGCACAUUUGCCAUAUAGUGCGGACUUCUACUUCAACAACGGGGACAUUUUAAAAGUACCAGCCAGGGAAGGAAACGAACGUUACAAUAUGCUAUCCAAGUUUUGGUGGGAGGAAAGAGAGAACCAGACAAGCAAAUUCUUUGAAACGUUGGAUAAUAUGCCGGCCAAGACAUCGAAGAUGACAAGAGCUACCUUGGGUGAGAGAUUAAAGGUUGAAAGAUCUGUCAGCUCCCUCGAAACGCAGAUUGGGAGUAAACUCAAUGAGCUGAACUUAAUCACGGGUAUGCAGGACGUGGUAAGGAAGAACACUAGCCAGAUCAAUGACAAAGAUACGUUCACGCUCCUCUUCCAAGUGGAAUCUCUGGAUACAGUACCUUUGACGGAUGGUUCUAAAGCGACGAAUUGCCAAACCUGCAAAUUUACUUGUCACGUACCGUGUUGCACGACUGAUGACCGGAGCCGGAGCAAAUGCUUAGCCAUGACGCCAGGUGGAAUGUGCAGACAUUGUCCAGAUAAGUGUAGUCACACGAAGCACACCUCUGAUAGCUAUGUCUACGAGCGAAAGCUAAAAACCGUGGAAAAGUCGUCUGAGACAUUGCUGAGUGAGUUUGCUGUAACCGUCGACGACAUCCUGACAGGGUCAUCACGCUCUGAACAGGUUUUGAACCAUCUCAAAACCCCCCUAAAGAAGGUGCUGCAGGAUAUCGCAGAAAAGGUGAAAGAAAUUCAAGAAAGCCUGGACACGCUAGAAGAGGUUGCCUUGGCAAAGGUGCCCAAGGACGCCUCCAAAUAUAUCGAGCUGUUGAUAAGCAUGGAGGAGGGCUGUGGAAAACCAGGAUACAAGGAUCGAAUCCGAAUGCUGCGAGAUGAGAGGCACAAACAGGAGAUUCUGAGGCUGAUCUACUCCGCUCGUAGGUCCAGUGAAGGGCAUGCAGUUGCAGGGACAUAAAUCAUCAUCCGGGAUAUAAUUAGACAAUCCCUAAAAUACGGUACCGGUAUUUGCCAGUAUCGUAGCAGAAUAUAAAACACACAUGCAGAUAGGUGCAUUUCAAUACAAUGUACCAAAAAUACGGUAUUUGCCAGUAUCGUAUAGAAGAAUACAAAAGACGCAAACGUGCAUUAUUACUAUUAGAGCAUAUAAUUUUAUUUUCAGUUUGUCGGCCCCGGCCUUCGUCUUACGUAGUUGUAGUAUAUUGUUACUGCUUAACAGUAGAUUCUGACCCAAAAUAUAAUUUUGCCCGAUGUGCCUCAAUUAUUUGAGGCAAAAAGUGCUAAUUACAAGAAACUAAAAAAAUCCAGAAGUAUUAUCAUAUACCCCUUUUUUAAUUUCUUGUAAUUAGUACUUUUCCCCCCAAUCCCUGAGUGGUGUGCACUUUUACGACGGCGUUCCAACCAAAGAAUAAAUGUUUAAUCAUAGGCCGGGGUCUAUUUGGCAAGCCGCUCGCCGAACAGGCAUCUUUUUUUGUCCUGUUUGGAGAGCCGCUUGCCAAACAGCACUAAAAAGCCACCCUGUUCGGCCAGCCGGGCUUGCCAAACAGGUAAAAAAUCUACCCUGUUUGGCGAGCUGGAGACUUUACUUUAAUAUAAUUAAUGAGUUCGGCUCUCCAUUCAGGACAAGAAAAAGUCGCUGUUUGGUAAGCCGGGCUUGCCAAGUAGUCACUUCCUUCAUCAUAAUGUCUCGGGCAUGUUCGGUCACAGUGGCACUGGUUUUAACUUGUGGAAAACUAAUGUCUACGGUACCCAAAUUGAAUAGGUUAGAACUUUGCUUGUGAGAGAACCUCUGGACUAAUACAUUAUACCAUUUAUCGAACUGUCAUCAUUUGUCAUUUUAUAAGCCACACUAUUUUUAAAAAGCGAAAUAAUUUAUUGGAAUUCCGACAUUCAAUAUGAAUAAAAUACUUUCUUUAGAUAUGAUAAUUUCAACAAUAUAUCGUCAGGUGAGGGGCAACCGUGUAACGGGUCAGUGGUCUGUGCAAAUAGUUUUCUCGUGUACGCGCACUCUUAAAAUUAACUCUUAUUUUACAAUAAGCCCCCCUUUUAGAGUACUUCCUGUUACACCGAUGUUUCAACUAUCGAAAUAGUAAUUCUUUACCAUAUGUCAAGCUAGAACAACUUGUUAUUGGUUAGUUUCACAACUAUUUUUACUUAUUUCACAAUUGAUGCAAUCGGAACUACCAGAUUACUCGUUUUACUAACAAAUUCUAAUAGAGUGCACAACACCGUCUCUUUCUGCGGCCGCUCUGUCGCGGGGACAUAAUCGCACUUUCAUUGACUUUACAUUGGGUGAUUGUGAAAGGGGUCUCCGACCCAGAGGAACAGUGAGGAGAACAGAAGAUGCUGGAAAUCAUGUCGCCUGGAUGUACUUUGUCUUCCACGGCGCAUCGGGUGACUUUGCCGCAUACCUUAAGAUCCUCCCACCAUGAUGUCCCAUUUGUCUUAGACUUUCUAUCUACUUUCAACUACCCCGAGGUGCUGUUGGAAGGAUGUUUUGCACUCACACUGAUAUAUCAUCCUCCAGUCGUCUGGAUAUAAGGUUUCAUCAUUAGCAUUUAACGUCCCUCGGUCGCCUUGAUGCACCUUUCAUCCUCACUUUAUAUUGUCCUCUUUACGCCAGGAUGUACCUUUCAUCCUCAACUUUAUACUGUCCUCAAGUGUCAAGGAUGUACCAAUCACCCACACCUUUGUAAUCACCCUGCAUCCAUCUGCAGAUUGAUCUAACCAUCUUGACCAAAGCAUGA
Molecule: messenger RNA, 3549 nt
Organism: Lineus longissimus
Lineage: Eukaryota; Metazoa; Nemertea; Pilidiophora; Heteronemertea; Lineidae
Exons: 2
Coding region: 84-1760 (558 amino acids)
Molecular function (GO): GTP binding
Source: RefSeq, a predicted model, not a curated record